UUCCGAGCGCGGCUCCCCGCGGCCCCUCCGUGGGCGGCGGGACUUCUUGAGCACCCCCCCGGCCCGCGCGGCCCUCCGGAAAGUGGAGGCCGACCACACCCCGGCCGCACGGACCCCGCCCUUCUGGCCUGGGUCCCGCUGCCUCACCUCUCGGAGCCUAAGUUUCUGCAGCCACGGAGUGGGGCGUGCACCCCCAGCUGGGCCCGCUUCCCAGGGCAGCUCAUUUGCAGGACCCAAAGAGAUGCUGCGCUGCUCUGCGUGAGCUGGUCAUCGAGUCUGCUGCGGCCCUUUCAGAACCUCUGGCUGGCUGGGAGCUUCACGGUGCUCCUUGCCAAGAUGAAGUGUGUCUUGGUGGCCACAGAAGGUGCAGAGGUUCUCUUCUACUGGACAGAUGAGGGGUUUGCAGACAGUCUGCGGCGGAAGUUUGGGUUUGAGGGAGAGGAGCUUCCCGCCCUGGAGGACCAGCUCAGCACCCUCCUGGCCCCAAUCAUCAUCUCCUCCAUGACCAUGCUGGAGAAGCUCUCAGAUACAUACACCUGCUUUUCAACGGAAAAUGGCAACUAUCUGUACGUCCUUCACCUGUUUGGAGAAUGCCUUUUCAUUGCCAUCAACGGAGACCGCACGGAGGGCGAGGGCGACCUGCGGCAGAAGCUGUGUGUGCUCAAGUACCUGUUCGAGGUGCACUUCGGGCUGGUCACCGUGGACAGCCAGCUCAUCCGAAAGGAGCUGCGGCCCCCUGACCUUGAGCGGCGAGUCCGGGUGUGGGAGCACUUCCAGAGCCUGCUGUGGACGUACGGGCGCCUGAGGGAGCAGGAGCAGUGCUUUGCCGUGGAGGCUGUGGAACGGCUGAUUCAUCCUCAGCUCUGUGAGCUGUGCAUAGAGGCCCUGGAACGGCAUGUCAUCCAGGCUGUCAACUCCAGCCCUGAGAGGGCCGGCGAGGAGGCCCUGCACGCCUUUCUGCUCGUGCACUCCAAGCUGCUGGCCUUCUACUCCAGCCACAGUGCCAGCUCCCUGCGCCCGGCUGACCUUCUUGCCCUCAUCCUCCUGGUCCAGGAUCUCUACCCCAGCGAGAGCACAGCGGACGAUGACGACCCUCAGCCUUCUCCCCGGAAGCCCAGGAGCAGCCAGAGCAUCCCCAUGCAGCAGGCCAGGAGCCCUGCCUCCACAGCCCAGGCCAGGAGGAGCUCCACGGCAACUGAGACCGACAGCUUCUCCCUCCCUGAGGAGUACUUCACGCCCGCACCUUCUCCUGGAGAGCAGAGCUCAGGUAGCACUGUCUGGCUGGAUGAGGGCACCCCACCCACGGAUGCUCUCCAGGUCCAGAUAGCUGAAGACACCCUCCAGGUGCUGGACUCACCCUCCCCAGUCGCUUCCGGUCCCAGAAGGAUCUUCCUGGAUGCCAGCAUCAAGGAGAGCCACUGCCCCAUGGUGCCCCACACUGCAUACUUUCUGCCCCUGUGGCCAGGCAUCAACAUGGUGCUCCUGACCAAGGGCCCCAGCACCCCCCUGGCUCUUGUCCUAUACCAGCUGCUGGAGGGGUUUUCCCUGCUGGAGAAGAAGCUCAAGGAGGCGCAGGAGACCGGGAGCACCCUGCGGUCCCACCCCCUCAUGGGGGACCUGCGUCAGAGGAUGGACAAGUUUGUCAAGAAUCGUGGGGGGCAGGAGAUUCAGAGCACCUGGCUGGAGUUCAAGAGCAAGGCUUUCUCCAGGAGCGAACCCGGAUCGUCCCGGGAGCUGCUCCAGGCCUGCGGCAAGGUGAAGCGACAGCUCUGUGCCAUCUACCGUCUCAGCUUCCUGAGCACGGCUCCAGGCCGGGGGGGCCCCCAUCUGCCCCAGCAACUACAGGACCAGGUCCAGACCAUCAUGCAAGAGAAGCUGAUGGACUGGAAGGAUUUCUUGUUGGUGAAGAGUAGGAGGAACAUCACCAUGGUGUCCUACCUAGAAGACUUCCCAGGCUUGGUACAUUUCAUCUACGUGGACCGCACGACUGGCCAGAUGGUGGCCCCUUCCCUUAGCAGCAGUAAGAGGAUUUCGUCGGAGCUGGGCAGGGGGCCGUUGGCCACGUUCAUCAGAACCAAGGUCUGGGCUCUGAUCCGGCUGGCACGCAGAUACCUGCAGAAAGGCUACACCACGCUGCUCUUCCGGGAGGGUGACUUCUGCUUCUCCUACUUCCUGUGGUUCGAGAACGAGAUGGGGUACAAACUGCAGCUGAUAGAGGUGCCCGUCCUCUCGGAUGACUCGGCGUCCUUCGGCGUGCUGGGAGGAGACUACUACAGGAAGCUCCUGCGCUACUAUAGCAAGGGACACCCUGCUGAGGCCGUCAAGUGCCACGAGCUGCUGGCUCUCCACCUGUCGGUCAUCCCCACGGACGUGCUGGUGCAGCAGGCUGGCGAGCUGGCCCGGCGCCUGUGGGAGACCUCCCGCCUCCCUGUGCUGUAGGCUGGUGCAGCCUGGGUGUGCACCCCUGGUCCCCACGCAGAACAGCCACCAGGGGUGGGACAGCCCCCUGGGUCUCUUAAAGAAACCACCUAGACUAAGGCUCCCCUCCAGGUACCAAACCCCCAAAUUCUCUUUGGAGGAGGUGGGAGGUGGGAAGGGUCCUUUGUUCUCCUUAAAACAACAGUGGCUGUGAAGGUAGACCUGGGGCACCUGCUUUCAGAGCUGCCUCUCCCUGUAUCCCCAGGAGACGGGGAGUCCCCGGUGCCUGCAGGUGUCCGAAGAUCCCUCCUUUAGGCUCCUUGGAAUGGAGAAAGAGCUUCCUCAGGAAGCCGGUUCCCUCCCCAAAUGCAGGGUGCUGCCUUGGCUGGAUGGGAGCUCCCACUGGGUCCCUUCCUCUCUGCAGUUCAGGGUGGGUUUCCUACACCUGCACCCCAUUCCCCGCCUUCGGAGGGGUAGCACCGACCUCUCAGCAUGGCUGGGUGGGCGGCCCGGGCCACGGUGUGAGCUCAAUAAACACCCCCCGUGGUUGUUGCUGUUCAGCCGAA
Messenger RNA from Mustela lutreola (European mink), 2984 nucleotides. RefSeq names its product HPS1 biogenesis of lysosomal organelles complex 3 subunit 1 (gene HPS1). NCBI's taxonomy places the organism in Eukaryota, Metazoa, Chordata, Mammalia, Carnivora, Mustelidae. The transcript is spliced from 20 exons. The record is from RefSeq and is a predicted model, not a curated record. Gene Ontology annotation, biological process: vesicle-mediated transport; melanosome assembly. Gene Ontology annotation, cellular component: BLOC-3 complex. Gene Ontology annotation, molecular function: guanyl-nucleotide exchange factor activity. Bases 337 to 2439 code for a protein of 700 amino acids.